Molecule: messenger RNA, 539 nt
Organism: Malania oleifera
Lineage: Eukaryota; Viridiplantae; Streptophyta; Magnoliopsida; Santalales; Ximeniaceae
Exons: 3
Coding region: 173-346 (57 amino acids)
Cellular component (GO): Golgi apparatus
Source: RefSeq, a predicted model, not a curated record
AUGUUUUACGUAAAUAUGCUUGGAAUCAAAUAAUGGCAGUCCCGUCUUCACAAGAAUCAAAACUACACCAGUAGGCAUCAAGUUCUUCUCAAUCCUCCAUCAGUCUUCUUCCCCACUCCUCAGUUCCACUGCACGCAGCGCACGGUUCUCUCUCUAGUCGCAGUCGCCAAGGAUGCCUUUCAGGGGUUUCUUAGAGGUUGAACCACCCAGCCCUCUUAGAUACAUCAUGGGAGCUGUGAUCAUGAUGAUCGGCGUCGUCUUGCCCGUCGGAUACAUGAUGUUCCGCAACAAGCGUGUGCCGUCAUCUUCCUCUUACUCCAAACAGACGAGCAAAGUUUUGAUUUAGGGAUGCUGACAAGAGGGACAUUUUAGAUUCAAUUCACGGGUUGUUAGUACGCAGAAGAAAAAGAAGGCAAACAUGCGAAAGGCCUUGACAGAUCCGCAGAGACUAAUGUAAAUGUAUGGAGACUUCAAUUCUCUUAUGCAAAUUGUUGGGGAAUUCUAAAUCAAUUCUAUAAAGCGAUGUGUUUGUGGUGUUA